AUGUCUGAACGCUUGGGGUAUAAAUUCGUCCUCACGAAUCCAGACGAACUAGAACAUUGCUUGCUCUGCAAUCGAAUCUUCUGUGCAAGACACAAAGCGGUUGAAAACAACACUGUUUGCCAAAUCGACCAUCGGAGUUAUUAUCGCACCCACCAAGAAUUUCAUGAUACGGGGACAAUUUUUCGAAACAUGGAACAUCGAAACAUAGAGAUGGAUCCGUCCAAAGCUGGGUUGAAUCGGGAAGCGAAAUCGAUAAUGGAGGUGGAAGCAAUGAGACAAAGACGAGAGGGGGAGGAAGGGAGAAUUUAA
Molecule: messenger RNA, 309 nt
Organism: Botrytis byssoidea
Lineage: Eukaryota; Fungi; Ascomycota; Leotiomycetes; Helotiales; Sclerotiniaceae
Exons: 2
Coding region: 1-309 (102 amino acids)
Source: RefSeq, a predicted model, not a curated record